Messenger RNA from Hydra vulgaris (swiftwater hydra), 1791 nucleotides. RefSeq names its product mesoderm-specific transcript protein. Lineage: Eukaryota; Metazoa; Cnidaria; Hydrozoa; Anthoathecata; Hydridae. The record is from RefSeq and is a predicted model, not a curated record.
GUAUUAUAACGGAUGUGGAGAGUGAUGAGAAAAUUAACAGAGUAAUUAACUUAAUUCGCAGUUUAUAAAAGCCUUUGUUGGCGUUAACCGAUCGCCAUAGGCAAAAAAAAAUGGUGCAAAGAGCGUUUAAAUUAUUCAGUAGAACAACGGACAAUAAUUAUCGUUAGGAACAAAUCAAAUUUCGAAAUUAUUAACAGAAAAAAUAAGAGAUUUAUUUGUUGCAAAAAUACAGAAAAAUAUUUGAAGCAACAUCUAUUAAGCAGUAUUCAAAAGGGUGGUGGUUCCGUCGGCAUCUGGGGAUGUAUAUCAGGCUCAUGCUUGGCUGUCAUAAAAUAUACGAAAGAAGAUUAAACCAGUAUAAGUAUCAUGACAUUUUGGAAAAUGUGCUAUCCCUAGUUGCGAUUUGCUCCAUGCUGAUCAAAAUUGGUUAUUUCAACAAGACAAUGCUCCAUGCCAUACAGCACAUUUAAUCACUGAUUAUUUCCUUAAAAGUAAUAUUUGACUUAUGCCUUAGCCAGCACAAUUACCAGACUUGAACCCAAUUGAAAAUUUAUGGAGCUGGAUGGAUUAUUAACAAACAAAAAAGCAAAUAACUAGUCACAAAAUGCUCAAACAAGAACCAAACUGUGGCUUGAAAUACCAAUCAUAAUGAUUGAAAACUUAAUUGAAUCAAUGCCAAGAACUAAAAAAACUCAAAAUGACUAGUACAAGGAAUAGAAAGCGAGUCACACAACCAAUCAUUCUUCAUACAGAUUCUGAUCAUAUAAAAGAAUUCAGCUUGCUGAAUAACUUCAAAAAAAAACUUCUAUUGUUCAAGUUGCGUUACAUGUUUUAUUUUGUUAUUGUUGUUGUUAUCCUAAUUGAACUAAAAUCUGAGAAACCCAAUCUUUCUUCCCAUGCUAUUUUCUGGUAUGAUAGUAAUUAUCUUAUGACAUAUAAUAAUCAUACUUUUUUGUAUCAAGAUAUUAUUAAUCUUCAAUAUCCUAUCAGAUUGCAACCUGUUUUACUUAUUUUACAUGGUCAACAUAGUUAUGAUUGGAGGAAAGGAAUUCCUUAUUUUCAAAAAAAAUUCUUCCGCAUUAUUAUACCUGAUUUGUCAGAUAAUAUUAAACAAGCUGAAAUGGUUGAGCAAUUGAUGAUGUUUUUAAAUAUUCGUCAUUUUCAUCUAUUAACUCAUAUGAAUGGAGAAAGAAUUUUAGAAGUUUUACUCAAUACAAAGCUAGUUUCCAAUGUCAAAAGUUUGUGUAUAAUUAAUGGUGGCUUUUCACCACUUCCAUAUUUUGCAUCACCAUACUUUUUAAACAAUUUUGGAAGGUUUUCAGUUGGAUGGUACAUUUUUAAGUAUACUAACAUUUACAUGUUUAAUUUAUCUGCAGAAGAUUUAUAUGAAAAGUUUCUUGAUUUGCUACAAAGCAAAUGGGUUCAGACAGAAACCAAUGUAGAUAAAAAACUCUGGGAUACUUUUUUAACAAACAUAAGUAUUCCAUUGCAUCUAAUUUAUGGAUCAAAAGAUAGUUCAAUAAAGACUUAUUUAUCUUCACACAAUUUAACAAAAUACCAUUUGACUUUGCUAGAAAGUGUGGGACAUUAUCCACAGUUAGAAGAUCCAGAAUUAUUUGUUCGUGAGUAUUUGAAGUUAAUAAAAAAAAUAGUUUGAUAUAACCUUUCUAAGAAACUAGUGUUGGAUGUCAUUUCAAGUAUUUAUUAAGAAAAUAAUUUUGUAAAUAAUUUUGUAAUAUUUGAAACUGUCUAGAAGCUUCAUAUAUUAGAAAAUAUAUAAUAUUAAUUGUA